Molecule: messenger RNA, 707 nt
Organism: Leptopilina heterotoma
Lineage: Eukaryota; Metazoa; Arthropoda; Insecta; Hymenoptera; Figitidae
Exons: 3
Coding region: 106-597 (163 amino acids)
Source: RefSeq, a predicted model, not a curated record
GCUUUGCACUCAAUUUCAGAAGUUCAGAAGUAAGUUACACUUUACCGAAUUAGGUUUCUACAAAAGAUACCAGUUCAUUGAGUACAGAACCACACUCGGAAGAAAAUGUCUUCUGUUUCAAAAAUCUUUUUGCUGUGCCUCAUUGCCUGCAUUUUGCAUGUAAAUGAAGGAUUAGAGUUUGCGGGAGCUGGAAAGUUUUAUACUCAGAAACUUCAGUUGUCAAUGAUGGAAGUAUUUGAGAUAAAUAAUUUUUUUAUGGAACAACUGAAUUCGAUUAGUAAAAAGUACGAACAAAAGUAUUUAAAAAAAUAUCAGGAAUGCCAAGAAAAAUUCAUCAAUCCUGACGAUAUUUUCUCAGCAUUCACUACUAAAUCGAAAAUGGCUCUCCUUAAAUUAUGCAGCCAGGACGGCAAUAUAAAAGUAAUUACAAAAUCGAAAAAGGAUUGCGUUAAAAAUAUAAAAGAGUAUUUAGGCAACUUUCUCAAUAACUAUUCUUUUGACAAAGUACACAAAUGUUUAAAUGACGAUAAUACUAGUAAGUUAAUGGAAGAUGAUUCACCUAAAUCUAAAUCAGAAGAAGAAGAAGAUGAUGAAUAAAGUUAAAACUAUGACAAUAAAUGUCCAGUUAAAGACAUGAAAAUAUUUUUCAAUGUUUAAAAUUAUGUACGUUAUAAAACUGAUUAAUAAAAAAUUAAUUGAAUAAUUUA